This is a messenger RNA of Vanessa tameamea, 673 nucleotides long. RefSeq lists its product as uncharacterized. NCBI's taxonomy places the organism in Eukaryota, Metazoa, Arthropoda, Insecta, Lepidoptera, Nymphalidae. The record is from RefSeq and is a predicted model, not a curated record. The transcript is spliced from 4 exons. The coding region runs from base 65 to 466 and encodes 133 amino acids.
ACCGUCACUUCGUCAGCGGCUCUGGGGCAGCCAUCUUGUGAAGCGUUUCGUUAUUGCUUGAAUCAUGUUGAAGUUAGCCGCAAUUGUAUCUUUAAUGCUUGUUGCGACAUGGUCGCAGGCUGAAUCUAGGCGUUAUAAAAGAGAAGCCGCCUCGUCCAGAGACUCCGACACAGGUAGUUCGCUAUGGGCUGCGAGUAUUUCUUGUGACUCUUGUGGUAGCGAAUGUGCGUCUGCGUGCGGUACACGACAUUUCCGAUCCUGCUGCUUCAACUACCUGAGGAAGAAGCGAGGACCUGACUCCCUUAAGUUCCUGUCGCAUAAUUUCCACGACUGGACUGAUAAUCUGAAGCCAAGGUCUUUUGCCGUCGAUGACGUCCCUGAUAUAUGGAGCAUGAUGCCAGGGGAUUAUAAGCCGUAUCCCUAUGAUGAUAUGUUUGAAAAUAGACUGCAAGCAUACGAAACAUAAAUGGUCCUCUCCGGCUGCAAUAUUAUGUUCAAACUGUAUAUAGAGUUAAACGUUAAUGAAAUGUAAAAGGAAAUAUAUAUUUUUAAAUUUGUUAGUUCUUUUAAAAGACUUUGUAUCUUAAACGGCUGGAGAGAUAUAAAAUCUUAACUAUUUAAAAGCAUGUUAUAAUUUAUAUUAUAGAAUAUUAAUAAGAUAUUAAUAAAUUUU